Triticum aestivum (bread wheat) is the source of this 933-nucleotide messenger RNA. RefSeq lists its product as uncharacterized. Gene Ontology annotation, biological process: regulation of DNA-templated transcription. Gene Ontology annotation, molecular function: DNA binding. Lineage: Eukaryota; Viridiplantae; Streptophyta; Magnoliopsida; Poales; Poaceae. The transcript has a single exon. The record is from RefSeq and is a predicted model, not a curated record. The annotation marks the transcript as partial.
CGACAGCGCGUCGUCGACGACGACGAGGGUUACAACUGGCACUCCGAGAAGAGCCAUCCCGUGCUAGACACUCAAGGUAAACGGGUCGGCCUCAUCGACCAUCUUUCCUUUGGGAUCAAGAGGCCUGGAGCAGCCAGAACCAGGGUUGGGUGGUGCAUGAAGGAGUACGGCCUCGACCACGAGGACGAACAAGACGGUGCGGCCGGAAUGGUCCUAUGCAAGAUCUACGUCUCAACCCACAAGAGGGAGAUUACCUACGCGUCGGUAAUCAACGCCCCUGGUUCCAAGAAGAAGAGGAAGGCGGCCGCCGAGGUCCAACAUCCGGAGGCUCCACGUCCCAAAACCCCACGCCGCCAAGAAAUGACCAUCCAACAACAAGAUGCCGCCGGCGGGACGCUUCGGGAGUUCGAGCGUUCGUUCAUGUCCGACCAAGACGACGAGACGUUGCCCCCCGGAGUAGUGGACGACGGCAGCGUGGAUCCAGGCGGGUUUUUCACCGACAUGCUUCCAGAAUUAGGACCGACGCUCCAGGGAAAUACUAAGGCGGCCGAGCAUGGCAGCGACUGUACAUUGGAGGAGUCCUUAGCCGGCGAACAUGGCGACGUUCACCAAGGCGUCGAGACGGUGGAGGAGGAUGACGGCAGCUUCCAAUGCACGUGGGAGGAGCUGUUCGGCGACGACAUGGAAGUGGCAUGCCCUGCCCCGCCGACGGCGUCGUUGCACGUGAGGACCGAGUGUCCGUGUGUGUGAAGGAAAGUGCGGAAUUUGCACCCGAGUAUGCGUGUAUGUCUUGUUGACUGCACAUUGUUGAUGAACAAGCCAUGCAUAUAUGUGCAGCAGAUUAAGUAAUUGAUAUUCUUUUAUCAUAUAUUCAUAUUAGACUACGUAAUGAUUAGUGAUACAAUUCCUCUGUUCCUAAGCGUGAAAUAAAUA